This is a messenger RNA of Aspergillus steynii IBT 23096, 808 nucleotides long. RefSeq lists its product as uncharacterized. The record is from RefSeq and is a predicted model, not a curated record. The transcript has a single exon. The coding region runs from base 243 to 779 and encodes 178 amino acids. Lineage: Eukaryota; Fungi; Ascomycota; Eurotiomycetes; Eurotiales; Aspergillaceae.
CUCAAAGGCGCGUCCAUUUAGCUUUGGAAGAUGGAUACAACGAAGGACCAAGAAGAAACGACGCUCCACUCCCUGUUCGGUCGCAAGGUUGUCCGAGUCGGCGAUAAUCUCGCGGUGAAGUCGGGCAAGAAUCUCCGCUCCCACAAGCGCAAACACUUCGAUUUAUCGCGGCAAACACAACCAUCCCGGUUCCUAAAGUCCACGAUGUUCAAUGGGAAGAUGGCAAAGUCGUGGCUAUAGUGAUGGACUAUAUCCCUGGCCAGCGGCUCGACGAAGUGUGGGACACUCUAGACCCCGACCAAAAGCUCCCCAUUGCCGAUGAGCUAAAUUCCUAUCUCUCCCAACUUCGCGAGUUGAAAGGCGACUACAUCGGCGCUAUUGAUCGCGGUCCGGCUGUUAUUGGACGCCGUAUACCUAUCGAAUGUGGCCCGUUCGAUUCUGAGCAACAAUUCAAUGAGUUCAUCUUGGGGGAUGUUGUUCCGUCAGCACCGGAUUUACUACGGCAUUAUGCGAAAUUCGCGCUCGAGAAUAAUCAUCACAUUGUUUUUGCUCACGCUGACUUUGCACCUCGGAAUGUUCUUGUCGAUGGAGGUCGAGUCACUGCCAUCCUGGACUGGGAGGAUUCGGGGUGGUACCCGGAAUAUUGGGAGCAUAUUAAGGCGCUUGCACAGUUAAAACCGAUGCCUGACUGGCCGGAAUAUCUGGCCCGCAUUCUUCCUCCGGGGUUUGAGAGAGAAUAUAUAGGCAUGUCCUUUCUAGCUCUGUUCUUACGACACUAACAAAAAGCCCGGGUGAACCGGUUAUGUGC